Molecule: messenger RNA, 2773 nt
Organism: Ctenopharyngodon idella (grass carp)
Lineage: Eukaryota; Metazoa; Chordata; Actinopteri; Cypriniformes; Xenocyprididae
Gene: homer3b
Product: homer scaffold protein 3b
Exons: 10
Coding region: 447-1613 (388 amino acids)
Biological process (GO): regulation of store-operated calcium entry; G protein-coupled glutamate receptor signaling pathway
Cellular component (GO): postsynaptic density; dendrite; cytoplasm
Molecular function (GO): G protein-coupled glutamate receptor binding
Source: RefSeq, a predicted model, not a curated record
CUCCUGCGACCCGUGGCCAGUAGGGGGCAACAGAUUUCAUUAGCAUGAAGGAGUGGGGUAGGUCAAUGUGAGUGAACGUAGUAUUCAGGGGGUGCAGAUUACUUGAGAAAUUUGACCAUGAGGACUCUACGAAACGUAGCAUCAGAAGUGCACGCUUACUUCGUGCUUUUCAACAGUGUGGAAAUAGCGAGGCCAAUGGAGAAAAACUAAUAGGAUUAUGAGGACAAGAAACCGAGAGCCAACAGAGACACUAGACAAAGGAGAGCACCAUUUCCAUAAAACACUCCAUAACGGAGCAAACAAAGCACAACAACUGUUUUGACACUUACAUUGCUGUCUGGUUGUCGCCAUAUAAACAGGACAGACUGGACUGAAACCGACCCUCCGUGGAUCCUUUGGGAAAGAAAGCUGGAGAGAUCGAAAUUCACUGAUUUACUUCUGUAGAAAUGGGGGAGCAGCCACUAUUCAGCAUGAAGGCUCACGUCUUCCAAAUUGACCCAGACACUAAACGAAAUUGGAUUCCAGCCAGCAAACACGCCGUCACAGUCUCCUUCUUCUAUGAUGCUGGCAGGAGCGUGUAUCGCAUCAUCAGCGUUGGGGGCACUAAGGCGAUUAUCAACAGCACCAUCACACCUAAUAUGACUUUCACCAAAACGUCACAGAAGUUUGGCCAGUGGGCGGACAGCAGGGCGAACACAGUGUAUGGCCUUGGGUUUGCCACAGAGCAGCAGCUUCAGCAGUUCUCAGAGCAGUUUAAAGAGCUUAAGGAGGCUGCACGGCUCGUCCGGGAUAAAUCACAGGAGAAGUUUGAGCUGCUGAGUCCUGGCCUAAACAUCUCUGCUCCACAGGCACUGUCGGUGGACCGUCAGUCUCCUCCACUGCUUGGUGUCAAUGGCUCUAGUGAGGACAAGUUGUUUCGCAGCAAGAGUGCUGAUAUGGAGCAGUCCAUGGAAAAAGAACAGAUGAGGAAGAUGCUUUCCGAAGGGUCGAUAUGUGAGAGAAACUCUGAAGCGGAGCUGUUUUCUCUUCGGGACAGCAACGCUAAGCUUGUGGCUGCUCUGCAUGAAGCUAACAGCAGCAUUGAACAUUGGAAAAAACAAUUAGCCGAGUAUCAGGAAGAAACAGAUCACCUCCGAGAACAGGUUGCAGAGCUGGAGGCUCAGAGCAGGGUUUCUGCUUCCAGUGAGAUGGGGAGCGAGGAGCUCACACAGUCUAUGGCCGAGAUGGAGGCUCUUAUAAAAGCUAAAGAUGAGCUGUUACAUGUCUUGAAAAUGAUGGUUGCUAACAAGUGGCAAAAUCAGACUACAGAGGCUGUCAGCGACAUUAAACGUCAUCACGCCGAACAGGAAAUAAAGACUCUGCGGGGCAAGAAGCCAGAUUUUAGUGAGCUGGAGAAAGAAAGGGAAGAAGCCAGUCAAAGGAUGCAGGACCUGGAAGUGAAGAACUCCGAGUUGGAGAAACGAGUGCAAACAGCAGAAAGCGCUUUAGCUUCCUCCCAGGAUGCCCAGAACAGGGCGGAGAAUGCGGUGCAGAAGGUCAUCGAAACUUUAGACGUCAAGAUCUACGACUUGAGUGACCUGCGACAAAACCUAGCCAAGCUCCUGGAGAAAUGACUGGGGGUUGGACAAAUAUUGUAUGGCAAAACCACCAAUAUGAGGUAGAUGAGAACUUGUUCUCUACUGCAAUAUUCCCAAGCUGCACAACUCAACGGUUCAUCAAAGUACUAGGCUGGUAGUAAAAACUAGAGAGGUGAUAAGUAGCAUGACAAUACCUGAAUUUAGGACAAUAUUUGCAUCCACAUUCCACAUUUUCUUCCUGAGAGCUUAAAGCCAUUAGUGUAACUUACCAGGUGUUUCACGCCCAUAGAACAGGGCCUGUUUGAUUAAAAUAGUUAGGAGGAAGACCAUUAAGAACUGUCCAAAAGUCUACAGCUUUUAGACCUGUUUAUUGGUACUAGAUAUCAAUAUAGUUGAAAUUGUUGUUGAGAUCUGUGAUUGGUUUUGACUAGGUUUCUAAACGAGUAAUUAGAGAAAAACUUUGAACAGAACGUUCUGUAGAUAUAAGCUACCGUUCAAUGUAUUUACCAGUAUUAUUGUUAGAUGCAUAACUAGAACUGAAGAAUGAAAAUAUCUCAAUAUUUACAGACACCAGCAUGUCUCUGUUAGGACAUUUAAGUGAUUUGUUGAACUUACAGUUUCUCUUACAUGCCUCAUAAAGUUUGCUGAAGAGCAGCAGGGAAAUCAAAGCACAUAGCACUAACAAAACAUGAUAUUUCUCUUAGUAACAAAUGAUAACAAAAGUGAAUGGUUAACCUUAACUUCCCUUUUUCAUUAACUAAUUUAUUCAUCAUUUUAACUAGUUUGCUGCAGUCUGUUUAAAUAUGUAGGUAGUUAUAAAUCUAAUGCAUUUCUGCAAGGAUCAGCUGGUUUGCAGAAUACUUCAAUUCAAUUUUCACUGAUUCCAUUAGUUCAGAAUGGCACUUCUAACUGCAACAACCCUUUAGGAAAAACACUUUAGACUUUUUAUAGACCACUAUCGUUUUCAAUAUGUCAACAUGCAUCUUUAUAUCCACCUUUAUACUAUCCUCUUUUUAAAAACAUGUCUUUAGCCUAAACAUUCACUUUAACUGUUGAUUUUUUUUUUUUUUUUUUUUCUUGCUUGGACAUCUGCUCUAUAACCUCAAAGACAUUUGCACAAAUACUAUUUUUCUAUUGUGCGCCUGUUGUUGUUGGUUUUAUAUGAAUUCCCAAUAAAAGUAUUUGCUUUCUGUGUA